Messenger RNA from Oryzias melastigma (Indian medaka), 1746 nucleotides. RefSeq lists its product as uncharacterized. The transcript is spliced from 7 exons. Bases 241 to 897 code for a protein of 218 amino acids. The record is from RefSeq and is a predicted model, not a curated record. Lineage: Eukaryota; Metazoa; Chordata; Actinopteri; Beloniformes; Adrianichthyidae.
CAGCCCAAUGCCUUUUCUUACAAAGAAAUCUCAGCUCCGUUUGUUUGGUGGAGCCGCCAUUUCAAAGCACCAAGAUAUCGAUGGAAAAUUUCUAAAUUUUAUUUUUUAUUUUUCUACUUUUUUAUUAGCAGCAGGACUUCGGAUACUGCAUUUAAUCUACCUCAUUUGCAUUUCUCUCAAAUCACAUUUUAUCGGUACUGCUACAAUCCUAUUUUGUCAGCAGAAAGAACAAACAAACAGAUGAAUGCUGACAGAGAAAAUAACACUACAAGAAAUUCAAAAGGUGCCAAGGAGGAAUUGGAGAAAUCUGCAGCUAAUACUUUUUCAAGGGGGCGUGGCUUCAGAGGCCAUGGUCGAGGCGGGCGCAUGGGGCGAGGAAGCAUGCGUGGAGGGCGAGGAAUGAUAAAAGGCUUUGGCCCACCUGGACGUGGGAGGGGACGAGGGAUGGACGGGGCCAUGAAUGGAUUCGGCCCCAUGAGAGGAAUGGGAAGGAUGCAGCCGUACCCAGACAUGAGAGGCUUUAGAGGUCGGGGGGGACCUGUCGGCAUGGGUCCUCCUUUCCCCCCUCCUCUUUCUCCUCCUCCUCCCCCACCUCCUCCCAUGCACCUCAGAGGCCCUUUGCCACCCAUGCCCAGGCAUGGACCUCGCCCCCCGCCUCCUCCUUGUUUUCCUGGUUUUAGAGGCCCCCCGCCCCUCCCUGGGGGGAUGCGACCUGCCAGACCUCUGCGCCCUUUCCAUCCUCGUGGCCCGAGAGGCUACCACAAAGGACCGGUCCCUCCUCCUCCGCCUCACCCCCCUCCUGGCCCAGGCCAGAGGUGGCCAGGCCCCCCUGGUGGCCGACGCUUUUUACACAGCCUGCCCCCCCAAAAACCUAUAAACAGGCACCCGUUAAUGUAAAAGGAGCCUAAAGAGGUGCAGAAACAUCUGAGUUAUGUGUCAUACACAUAGUCCAUAAAAUAGCCUGUGACCAAAUGGUAUUGUCAACUGAAAGUCAGGACGUGUAAAAACGAUAAUUACAUUUUUUUUUUUUCCCCCCACAAUUUGAACACUGUAAAGGACUUUAUUCAGUCUGUAACACGUAAAAUGCUUUUGGUUCACUUUGACACUGUUUAGAAAAAAGUUAAUGCAAGUUGUGAGCUCUUUAAUUGGAAAAAAAAAUAGUUAUGUUCAUUUCCAGUCAAUGUUCUGUGCUUUUUGUUAGAGUCACUCGUUAAGCCUUAAAAUUUUCUUUUUUCUGAUUCUUUAAGCAGAUCAAAAAUGGAAUGACUUUGUAUGUUAAAAAAGGAAAUACGUGAGUGCACUGUAAGCCCUCACAUUCUGCUGUUAGCUCAUUUCUAUACACCAUGCAGCUCCUUAAUCGUUCCCUUUGUUACCAGAAUAAAGUUCUGUCACCAAGUAGUGCUAAUAUAUUUGUCAAGUGAUAAAAUAUCAGUUUUUGUCAAGUAUUCAAAGGAAAUUCUAUAUCUUCCAUGUGCAGCUAUGAGUAUUUUGGAACAUAAAUGUGUGUCUCCAGCAGUUUGUGUAUAACAAAAAAAGUAAAUGAGUAAUAUUCUCUUCAUAUAUUUACUUUAUACUGUAGUUUAAUUUAACACAAGUCUCAAUUAAGUCAACAAUUUGCUGUGUUUAGUUUUUGGAAGUUGUUACCUCUUCACUGUAAUCUACGUCAUUUCUGUGAAUCUGUGAAUGUGUGUUUCACAAGGCAUUUGAGGUAGACUUGAAAGAAAAUAAAAGUAAAAAAUAAAUACA